AAUACCAUGCUUUCUCUUCCUCACUCAUGACUAUUAUAAAACACUUUGUUUCAUUUGCUUAAUUAGUUUCAAAAUCUCUCCACAAAAUGGGUUAUUUCAAUUGCAUUGCUUUAGCAUGCUUGAUGGCUUUGUCGUUUUCAAGCAUUGAUGUUGGCCUAGCAACUCGUCACCUUCAGCAGAUGCCACCAAUGCCAACAUUGCCUACAACUACACUCCCACCAUUGCCAUCUAUCCCUAAUCUCCCCCAGCCAACAAUGCCUAGGCCUGGGGCGCUUCCACCACUUCCUACCAUGCCUGCUUUGCCUACUUUUCCUGCUAUACCAACGGCCACACUGCCUCCUCUGCCAAGCAUGCCUUCAAUCCCAACAAUCCCAACUGCAAUUCCCUCAAUUCCAUUCCUUUCUCCACCACCUUCUCCUUCUUCUACUCCUUGAAAUACCCAUUUCUUCCCGUCUAUUGACAGAUAAAAUGUGGCUACAUAUAUACUGGAUUUUGUUUAAGGUGUUUUUAGUCGUCUUCGUCUUUUGAUUUGGAGUAUUGUUUGUUCUUCAACACAGAUAGUAUUUGUUUGUAGAAAUGGGAGAUUCCCAUUUUCCAUAAUCUGUUGUACUGUGAUUUGUUAUUUGCUUGUUAUGGGAGUAUAUUCAUGAAAUCUGCUUGAUUACCUCUUGCAA
Gossypium arboreum is the source of this 674-nucleotide messenger RNA. RefSeq lists its product as uncharacterized. The record is from RefSeq and is a predicted model, not a curated record. The coding region runs from base 87 to 434 and encodes 115 amino acids. NCBI's taxonomy places the organism in Eukaryota, Viridiplantae, Streptophyta, Magnoliopsida, Malvales, Malvaceae. The transcript has a single exon.